CUUGGCGUUGCACCCAGUCGCGAUAGCUGCUAAUGGCAACAAAAAACCGCGUCUUUUCUAAUGCAAGGGUAGUCUCUCGUCAAGGUAUCCUCCAAUCACCCACUCGGAAAUGUACCAACCCAGAGGUUCGCGAUUCCGAACACACUUCACAGCCACGGAAGGCGUUUGGCGACACAGUGGAUUCUGACAGUUCAAUCGAGAUAUUAGAGGGUAACCUGUUCGCACAGAAGAACCUGAAGGGUACAAAGAACUCAAGUGAGAAGCAGCCCAAGCCAAUCCACCCAUUCUUUUUGGAGCAGUCCAGACGUAAAGUCGCCCUUACUUCUGCACUGUCAAAGUCGAAUAACAAGGUGGCAAAUCUCGACGAGAACCAGAGAAGUACAGAAUGCGUUGCGCUGCAACCCGAUAAAGUACUGAAGAGAUCCCUAAAUCACACAAACACUAUGGAGACCGGAAUAUCAAGACGGGGAAUUGCUCCGAAGAAAAUGGGUGGCGACAUUAACAAAGCAGGAGUAUACAACAGCGAAAGCUUCACCAGUAUGACGGUGGCUCGAAGCUCAGGCCCUGGAGGGAAAAUGCCCGAAUCUUAUAAAGGAAAAGGUAGUCGAGUUACAAUGUCCAAGUCGAAGUCGAAGUCCGUUGUCGAAGCAACCUCCUCAAUGCCUAACUUGCCUAACUAUUCCUACGUGGAUUACUGCGACCCCUCACCCACCGUUGUCUACACGCGCUGCGAGGAUGAGGCGAACAAAUUGGUUCAAACACUUGAAAGUCCCCUUGGAUUUGACCUCGAGUGGCGUGUACUCUGGAAUUCCGGUGCCCAGGAACGACGAACAGCACUAGUGCAACUGUGCGAUAAAUCAACUAUCUUGCUGAUCCAGGUGAGCCAAAUGAAACGGUUUCCGGAAAGGGUCUUGGAGGUAAUCGAGUCGCCAAGCAUCGUAAAGACGGGGGCGAACAUCCACAAUGAUGGCGAGAAAUUGUAUCGUGACUUUGGGAUCACAACCCGAGGACUCGUCGAGCUUGGUGCACUUGCGCAUGUCGCAGAUGAUACUUUCUCUAGCAUAUACAAGCGACGAGUAGUCAGUCUCGCCAAGAUGACUGCUAUGUACCUCGAGUACAAUUUAACGAAGAGCAAAGAGCGCACCAAUAAUUGGGAGGCAGACCUGAACGACAAGAUGGUGCAUUAUGCGGCGAAUGAUGCGCAUGCAGCACUGAUGGUGCACCUGAAGCUCCUGGACUUGGCCAAAGCUAGCAACAAAGAACUUGACCCGACCAAGUAUACUUGCUCAGUCGAUCCACCUAGUCUAAGGACGGGUACUACCAAGGUGAUAGCAUCACCUACGCCGCCGGAAUCCAAUGCGCCGAAUUUUCCGUCAUUAGCACCGGCGCCCCCUCGCCCGCAGUACAUGCGGGCUUAUAACCUAUGGCACCACCGGGAUACGCCCCUUGAUAAGAUGUGCGACAUAUUGAAGACAGGUGGUCGAGUAGAGCCUCUGAAAGAGAGUACGGUGAUAUCGUACGUGGUGGGUGCCAUCCAGGCAGAUACGUCGCUGCCGUUCGAUAUGAGUAAGCUGCUGGAGCUGGUGAAGAUGGAAGCGGGAAGUUGGUCACGACAUCGAGCAUGGUUGAUGGAUGCAGAGAGGAGCGGUCGUGGAUGUUGUGUGCCGCUGGAAUCGCUGACUUGUUGAAUAAAUCAACAGGCCGACGGCGGCCUGAGCCCAGGGCUCUGGCCAGAUGCUGGAUGCUCAAGAGUUGGAAGCAGGGGUGGUAGCGGCGCUGCUGCUAUGUCUCUAUGGAGGUGAAAUCGUUGUAUGAAAAGGGUUGCCCAGGAUGGCCGCAUUGAUGAGUAUAUAUGUACAGGUUGUAUGGUACGGGUAGAGAGGACACAGUUGCGAGGCAACCCAUAUUGCAAGAACUCAGGAAGGAGCAACCGUCCUCCUUCUACAUGGUCUAACUAGGGGAAACCUGGGGAG
Suillus subalutaceus is the source of this 1973-nucleotide messenger RNA. RefSeq lists its product as uncharacterized. The coding region runs from base 33 to 1688 and encodes 551 amino acids. The record is from RefSeq and is a predicted model, not a curated record. Gene Ontology annotation, biological process: nucleobase-containing compound metabolic process. Gene Ontology annotation, molecular function: 3'-5' exonuclease activity; nucleic acid binding. NCBI's taxonomy places the organism in Eukaryota, Fungi, Basidiomycota, Agaricomycetes, Boletales, Suillaceae. The transcript is spliced from 9 exons.